AUGGCCAUGAAGUACUUGGCUCUUGUUUCGCUGUUGCUCAACCUCGCAGUUGUGUUUUCAACUGUGCCAAAAACCACUAGUGAAGGAGGAGGUUAUGGUGAUGAUUAUGGUCAUGAUCAAUCAGGGAAUGAUGUGUCCAAUUUCUGCCCUGAGGCAGAGGCUAUAAUAUUUUCUCGGGUACAAGAGGCAGUGUUGGAGGACUCCAGAAUGGCAGCCUCUCUACUUCGGCUCCAUUUCCACGACUGCUUUGUCAAUGGGUGUGAUGCUUCUGUGUUACUAGAUGACAGUGCCAACUUUGUGGGUGAAAAAACAGCAGCACCUAACUUGAAUUCUCUGCGGGGUUUUGAUGUCAUUGAUGCUAUCAAAGCAGACCUUGAAGCUUUUUGCCCCGAAACAGUUUCAUGUGCGGACAUUCUUGCUACUGCUGCCAGAGACUCGGUUGUUCUGUCUGGUGGACCAAGCUGGGAUGUUCAAAUGGGAAGGAAGGACAGCUUCACUGCUAGCAAAUCAUUAGCAAAUAAAAAUUUACCAGGACCAAAUUCCACUGUUGCAAACCUUGUUUCAAAGUUCCAGAAUGUAAACCUUAGUCUCAGGGACAUGGUUGUGCUCUCUGGUGCACACACAAUGGGGAGAGCCAGGUGCACCACCUUCCGCGGGCGCCUACAAGGCGCUAUCACAGCAAGUACCCCGGAUGCAUCCCUUGAGUUCAUUCAGUCCCUGCAAGAACUGUGCUCCGGAUCAAGCAGCAAUGCCACACUGGCCAACCUUGACCUUGCAACCCCGGCAACAUUUGACAACCAGUACUAUGUUAACCUGCUUUCAGGGCAGGGUUUGCUUCCUUCGGACCAGAAUCUGGUGACCGGAGAUGAUCAGACUCGUGAGCUUGUGGAAACCUAUGCAGGGGAUGUGGUUGCCUUCUUUGAGGACUUUAAAAACUCCAUGAUCAAAAUGGGAAGCUUGGGGGUGGGGACUGGGAUGAAUGGGGAGAUUCGUAGGCAUUGUAGAGCUGUCAAUUAA
Molecule: messenger RNA, 1017 nt
Organism: Fragaria vesca subsp. vesca
Lineage: Eukaryota; Viridiplantae; Streptophyta; Magnoliopsida; Rosales; Rosaceae
Product: peroxidase 40-like
Exons: 4
Coding region: 1-1017 (338 amino acids)
Biological process (GO): hydrogen peroxide catabolic process; response to oxidative stress
Molecular function (GO): peroxidase activity; heme binding
Source: RefSeq, a predicted model, not a curated record